UUUUUUCCUAUUGUUUUUGGACAAAAUUACUGUUAUUGGUUAAGUAGUCCCUAAACAGAACUGGUACGUUUAUGGUGGGGAUUUAGGGAAAGUUUUCCUGUAAGUAAGUAAGGGACGGUUAAGUAAUUUUCAGCAUUAAGAUUGGCAGUUGGUUGGUGUGUCUUUUCACUGUGCCCUCUCUCUCUCGCUUCCUUGCUGAGAGGGAGAGAAUGUGUGUCUCUCAAAAUAGACACAUUGUAGAUUUGAUUGCUUUUGUGUUUAUAAUACUGAUUAUAGUUUCUGGGUUUUGAUUUUCCUUUUUAUUCUUUGAUUUAUUGGUGAAAGCUAUUGAGUGAAUAAAAAAGGAGAACAAAAAUGUCAAUAAAGAGUAGAGUAGGAGUAGGUGGUGGAGAGCUUGCUUCAAGGAAUUUUGUGCCAAAGAAUUGGGCUCUUCUCCUUUGCAUUAGUAGCUUUUUUGCUGGAACGUUCUUCACUAACAGGAUGUGGAAUAUGCCAGAACAAUUAAAUGUGGAGUCUCGGGAUUGCAAUCUGAAGCUUAAGGGUGCAAAUCGUCAAUACCACAGUCUAAGGCAAGUUUUAAAGGGCCAGCCCGCUGUCCAAACGCUAGAUAACAAGAUUUCAUCUUUAGAGAUGAAACUGGCAGCUGCUAAGGCAGAGCAUCAAUUUUUGUUAAAUGGCUCUCCUCCAUCAGGAAACUCCAAAAGGAAAUACUUUAUGGUCAUAGGAAUCAACACAGCUUUUAGCAGUCGGAAGCGAAGGGAUUCAAUUCGUGCUACUUGGAUGCCACAAGGUGAGAAAAGAAAGAAGUUGGAGAAGGAGAAGGGUAUAAUCAUUCGCUUUGUUAUAGGUCACAGUUCAACAGCUGGUGGCAUUCUUGACAAAGCUAUUGAAGCAGAGGAAAUGUCAAAUGGAGAUUUCUUGAGGCUGGAACAUGUUGAAGGCUACCUGGAAUUAUCAGCCAAGACAAAGGCGUAUUUUGCUACUGCUGUUGCUUUAUGGGAUGCAGAGUUUUAUGUCAAAGUUGAUGAUGAUGUCCAUGUGAAUUUAGCAACACUUGGAAUGACUCUAGCUGGACAUCGUAUGAAACCACGGGUUUACAUCGGUUGCAUGAAAUCGGGUCCCGUAAUUGCUAGAAAAGGAGUGAGAUAUCAUGAACCAGAGUACUGGAAAUUUGGAGAGGUGGGAAACAGGUAUUUUCGUCAUGCUACUGGACAGCUGUAUGCCAUAUCAAAGGAUUUGGCAACCUACAUAUCAGUAAAUCAGCAUGUGUUGCACAAAUAUGCAAACGAAGAUGUUUCAUUGGGAUCUUGGUUCAUUGGUUUAGAUGUGGACCAUGUGGAUGAUAGAAGACUCUGUUGUGGUACCCCACCAGAUUGUGAGUGGAAGACUCAGCUAGGCAACGUCUGUGCUGCUUCAUUUGAUUGGAAAUGUAGCGGGAUUUGCAAGUCUGUAGAGAGAAUAAUGGAAGUCCACAAACGAUGUGGUGAAGAUGAGAAUGCUUUAUGGACUGCAACCUUUUGAGACGAGCUGCCGGUUAUAUACCCUUCCAAACUCGGGAAGACAACUUGAGAAAGUUUUAGCAAAUUACGUUUCGUUUGACAUAUGCCUGCUUGGGCUGAGAAAAUGUAUGUAAUACCAAAUCAUAGUAGGAAGAACAGGAAAGAAACAAAGAAAUUCGAAAGCCUUGCAGCAGCGCCGCUAUGGAUUUCCUCCAUUUUGGGUUAAGGAGGUCAACCCCAGAUGCAGCAAGAAAUACUGAAGAGAGGCUAUAACAGUCAUUUUUUAAACGGUUUGAGGGUUGGUAAAUACUUGGUCCUCUACCAUGCCCCACUGAGGGAAAAAAAAAAGUUGUAUAUCUUUGUAGGCAGCCCCUUUCUGCCUUAUGCUGUAUAAAUAAAGAUGAUAGAAUGCAUAAAUCUUUCUUUUGUUUCUUA
Molecule: messenger RNA, 1934 nt
Organism: Ricinus communis (castor bean)
Lineage: Eukaryota; Viridiplantae; Streptophyta; Magnoliopsida; Malpighiales; Euphorbiaceae
Product: probable beta-1,3-galactosyltransferase 2
Exons: 10
Coding region: 355-1521 (388 amino acids)
Cellular component (GO): Golgi membrane
Molecular function (GO): hexosyltransferase activity
Source: RefSeq, a predicted model, not a curated record